Solenopsis invicta (red fire ant) is the source of this 2976-nucleotide messenger RNA. RefSeq lists its product as uncharacterized. Bases 1 to 2976 code for a protein of 991 amino acids. Gene Ontology annotation, molecular function: nucleic acid binding. The transcript has 3 exons. The record is from RefSeq and is a predicted model, not a curated record. Lineage: Eukaryota; Metazoa; Arthropoda; Insecta; Hymenoptera; Formicidae.
AUGGAGCAAACGAAGCGCGAUUUGGUGGAGCAAUCCACUCGAUUGAAUACGCAUAAAGAGUAUAUGGCGUGGGAGCAACGUUGUAUCGAGUUCAUCGAAUCGCUAGAUGGACGUAGCCGCAGUAAAUAUCCGCGAUUGUCAAUCGGCGGAAGACAAUCUGUGAUCGCUUGUACCACGCGACUAGAAGGUUUGAAACAAAUGAUGCGUGGACGGUUUGUGCAAAUGGGCGCUGGAUAUAGUGCUGGACUCCGAUGGCGUGAGAUAGAUACAGUUUUUGAAAGUCGUAUACUGACUGGUGCUGUGAUUAAUUUCGAACACAUUGAACCGUAUCAAUUUCUAGAGGAUGCGCGAGAAAUUGUGCUUGUGCACGUGCAAAGUGUCAUGCAGAGACAUGGCAACGUAAAGAUAAACGCUAUUUUUAAUGGUGAAUUUGUCGCAGGUGACAAACGCGCUAAUAAGUGUAUCACAACAAGAAAUUAUGAACUCUUUCAAUGCUCCGAUUUGCAUGAGUGGUACCAGUUACACGUCAUCAAGAUAAUCCUAGCAUCGUUGGAGGAAUUCCAAGAACGCGAUAGCGGAUGGGCGUUGUCGCGUAUACUAAAUUUAACAAUAAAUAUAAACAAAUAUAACCCUUUGCAUGCAGGAUGCAACAUCCAGUUACCAAGUAAAAUUAUGAUGAAGAAAGCGGUAGUUAAUGUAAAAUCAAAUGACAAUGCAUGUUUUGCAUGGUCAGUGGUGGCCAGUCUGCAUCCUGCUGAAAGGAAUACAGAUCGAGAAUCUUCAUAUCCACAUUAUUCUACGGUAUUAAAUCUGAAAGGCAUUGAGUUUCCAAUGACACUGCCACAAAUUAAAAAGUUUGAAAUUCUCAACAAAAUCUCCAUUAAUCUAUACUGCAUCGAGGAGAAGAAAUUAUCUAUUUUUCCUAUACGACUCACCGAACGAAAAAUGGACAAACAUAUAAAUCUGCUAUACGUGCAGGAUGACAAUGUGGGACAUUUUGCGUUGAUAAAGAAUAUGUCCCGUCUCAUGAGUUCACAACUCAGUAAGAAAAAGAAUAAGAAAUUCUUUUGUGAUCGAUGUCUACAUUAUUUUAGUUCGAACGACAAGUUGGAAAUUCACACAAUGGACUGUGGAAAGAUAAACGAUUGCGCUAUCAUAUUACCAAGCGAAGAUGACAAAUGGCUGAGCUUUAAAAAUUACUGUCGAAAGGAACGAAUGCCGUUUAUCGUAUACGCCGAUUUGGAAUGCAUCCUGGAGAAGACUGAGGAUGAGAAAAAUUACCAGCAUCAUCGAGUAUUUAGCAUAGCAUAUUAUGUACACUGUGCGUAUGACAAUUCGCUAUCAAUGUAUCGGUUUCAUCGCGAUAAGAAUUGUAUCGCGUGGUUCGUCGAGCAACUUAAAGAUUUAGCACAAAUUGUAAAUAAUAUUCUGUCGGUUAAUGUUCCCAUGGAUUUAACACAAGACGAUUGGAAAAAAUUUAACAACGCUACACACUGCCACAUUUGUGAAAAACCAUUUACGAAUGAAAUAGAACGGGUACGCGAUCAUUGUCAUUUAACCGGUCGAUUCAGAGGUGCAGCGCAUUCAAAUUGCAAUUUAAAUUACAAAGAUUCGCAUUAUAUUCCUAUAGUUUUCCAUAACUUAUCUGGCUACGACGUGCAUUUUAUCAUCAAGGAAAUAGCUACAGCAUAUGAAGGACGAAUAGAUUUACUUCCGAUAACAAAAGAAAAAUAUAUUUCGUUUACAAAAAAUGAUCAGAAAAAUUGCAUAAAAUUAAGAUUUAUCGAUUCUUUCAAAUUUCUCGCAUCUAGUCUCGAUAAAUUGGCAUCUUUUCUUAGUAAAGAUAAGCUAUGCAUAAUGCAACGGGAAUAUAGUAAUUUAUCAACAGAAAAUUUCGAUCUGUUAACACGAAAAGGUGUCUUCCCAUACGAGUAUGUUGACUGUGUAGAAAAAUUGGAAGAGUCAUGUUUGCCACCGCGCGAAUUAUUUUACAGUUCAUUGACGGGUGACACAGUAUCCGAGAGCGAUUACGCGCAUGCUGUCAACGUGUGGCAGCGGUUCUCCAUCCGAACGCUCGGAGAUUAUAGCGAUUUAUACUUGAAAACUGACGUACUGUUGUUGGCUGAUAUCUUUGAGAAUUUUCGCGAUAGUUGCAUCGCGAGUUAUGGACUCGAUCCCGCAUAUUAUUAUACUUUACCCGGUUUUACGUGGGAUGCAAUGUUGAAAUAUACACAUGUAAAUUUCGAACUGCUAACAGACAUUGACAUGAUCAUGUUCAUCGAACGUGGCACACGUGGUGGUCUGAGUCAAUGUUCAAACAGGUACGCACAGGCCAACAACAAGUACAUGAAGUCAUACGAUCCAUCGAAAUCAUCAUCGUACCUGAUGUACUUUGAUGUAAAUAACUUGUAUGGUUGGGCAAUGUGUCAGCCAUUACCAUACAAAGAUUUUCGAUGGGUAGAUGACGUAACAAAUUUUAAUUUUAUGGACAUCGCGCUGGAUUCUCCAACAGGUUACAUUCUUGAAAUAGACUUAGAAUAUCCACAACAUUUACAUGAUGCGCACAUUGACCUACCGUUCUGUCCAAUGCGUGAUAAACCGCCCGGCAAGCGGCAAGACAAGCUCCUCGCAACCUUAUACGAUAAGAAACGUUACGUCAUACAUUAUCGUAACCUGCAGCAGUGGCUUAGAGCAAAGAUGUAUGCCUUGCGCGUUGAUGGUAAAAACGACACGAAGAAAGUCAAAGGAAUCAAGAGCAACGUUGUGGCAAAAUCGAUAACUUUCGAUGAUUACACGCGAUGUUUACAUGAUGAGAUUGAAAUGACACGACAGCAGUCAAGUAUUAGAUCGAAAUUGCAUGAGGUGUAUACUAUAUCAAAAACGAAAAUUACUCUUAGUCCGUAUGACGAUAAGCGAUAUAUUAUGUCAGAUUCUAUUGACACGUUGCCUUGGGGACAUUAUAAAAUACCAAUGUAA